UCUAACUCUCUGAAUUGGCCUUCAACAAGUCCAGAUAUCAGUAUGAAGAUACCAGGGGCAACUGCGCCCCCACCAGGGCAGGAAGAUGACUGGGCGCCCCAGGGUCACGAAGAUGACUGGGCGCCCCAGGGUCAAGUGGCUAUUAAAAGAAGAUCCAGAGUCCCUGGAGUUAUGAUAACACAGUUUGUGGAGGAAGUACCAGAGGGCAUGUCCACCCCCGACUUCACCCGCAAGCCCAUCGCUUUGACGAUCCAAGAGGGUAAAUUAGCCUUUUUCAAAAGUAUGGUAAGCGGAGUGCCUAAACCAAACAUCACCUGGGCCAGGAACAAAGGCCCGCUGGAGGAUCCAGUGAAGUAUAUCAGUAGAUAUGAUGAGACUAUGGAAGAAUAUUUUCUUGAGAUACCCAAUGUAAGAGCAGAACAAGCUGACACCUACAAAUGUUUUGCCGCCAAUGAAUAUGGAAGAGCAGUUUGCACUGCCACCUUGAAUGUUAUUGAGGCGGCACCAGAGGAUUUCAGAAAAAUGCUUAAGAGGAAGGUUGUACGAACUAAACCACAACUAAAGAAGAAGGAGGGAGAGAUUGAUCCAAAGUUCUGGGAGGUGUUGCUGAGCUCACCUAAGAAGGACUACGAGAAGGUCUGCAUCGAGUAUGGAGUCAGUGACUUCCGCUGGAUGCUGAAGCAGCUGAACUUAAAGAAGAAAGAGAGAGAGGAGGAACAGGCAAAGGUUGUUGAAAAACUGGACAAUCUUAAACAUAUUGAGGUGAAAACAGAUGGCUCAGCAGAGUUUGAACUAGACAUGGAACUGAAGAAUCCCAACAGUCAGGUUUUCCUAUUCAAGGAUGGGGUAAUGGUUCCCUAUUCUGACGACGGCAGCGGGAAGCACAACCUAAACAAAAUUGGCAAAAAGUAUAUCUUUAGCAUCAAUGACCUGAUGCCAGACGACGCUGGGUUGUACCAGGUGGACGUUGAGGAUGCCAAUUGUUUCUCAACUGACUUUAAGAUUAUACCAGUGGAGUUUGUGGUCAAGAUUCAGGAGGUGAAGGCUAAGGAGAGAGAGGAUGCCAUGUUUGAGUGUGUCUUGUCCCACCCCUUCCAAAAGAUUGUGUGGACUGGAAAGAAGAUCCCUCUCGAACAAGGGGACAAGUUUGACAUCACUGUGUCAGAAGACCACCUCAUUCACAGCUUAAAAGUGAAAGAUUGUGCCCAAGUCGACAAAGGAGUCUACACUGCCAUGGCUGGCAUUACCUCCUGCAACGCUUGGCUUAUUGUGGAAGCCGAUAAUGACCCAAACAUGCGUGGGGGAAAAGCGUCCCGUAAAACCACCACGGCUGGUGGUGGAGGAGAGAACCUGGCUAAGAUAGCCGCAGAGCUGUCCGCUAAGCUGCAGAAGGAAAAGGAUGACCUGGAUGCAGCCAGACGGGCCCAAGCAGAGAAGGAUGCUGCGGAUGCAGCCAGACGGGCCCAAGCAGAGAAGGAUGCUGCGGAUGCAGCCAGACGGGCCCAAGCAGAGAAGGAUGCUGCGGAUGCAGCCAGACGGGCCCAAGCAGGGAUGGACCCAGCGGAUGCAGCCAGAUGGGCCCAAGCAGAGAAAGAUGCUGCGGAUGCAGCCAGACGGGCCCAAGCAGAGAAGGAUGCUGCGGAUGCAGCUAGAUGGGCCCAAGCAGAGAAGGAUGCUGCGGAUGCAGCAGGAGCCGGAGAGGGGGAUGGAGAAGGACAUGGAGGUAAAGGUGUUCAAUUCCUUAAUGGACUGGCUGAUAUUACUGGCAGCCUCGGGGAAACAGCAGAACUGUCCUGCAUACUGAGCCAUGAGAACUGUGAGGGAGUCUGGCUUAAAGACGGGCAACGACUAACCAAUGAGGAUGGGCUGAAAAUCAUCCAAGAUGGAGCCAGUCACAAGCUGGUAAUUGAAAACUGUAAAAAAGACGAUGCAGGAGUCUAUUCAUUUGAGGUGGAUGGUCAUAAAUCUGAGGCAAAGUUCACUGUUUCAGAUCCAGGUGCUCAAUUUGUUGGAUGCGGACUCUCUGAUAUCGAAGUUAAAUUUGAUGAAACAGCAGAGCUGUCCUUGACACUAAGCAGUCCGAAUGUUGAGGGGUUCUGGUUUAAAGACGGGAAAGAGGUAGCUCGUGGUGACAGGGUGAAAAUCAUCAAAGAAGGAGCUAAUCACAAGCUGGUCAUUGAUAACUGUAAAAAAGACGAUGCAGGAAUCUACCACUUUGAGGUGGAUGGUCGUAAAUCCAAGGCAACGCUCACUGUGCAGGGUGCUCAAUUCAGCAUUGGACUGUCUGAUGUCGACGUUAAGCUUGACGCAACAGCAGAGUUACUCUGUGAAGUGAGCAGUCUAAACAUUGAGGGGGUCUGGUAUAAACAUGGAAAACAGGUAACUCCUGAUGACAGGGUGAAAAUCAUCACAGAUGGAGCCUGUCACAAGCUUGUCAUUGAUUGCUGUCGAAAAGAUGAUGGAGCAGUCUAUCGCUUUGAGGUCGAUGGUCGUAUAUCAGAGGCCACACUCACUGUUCAGCCUGUUCAAUUCAUUUUGGGAGUGACUGAUGUCCAAGUUAAAAUCUGCACACCAGCAGAGCUGUCCUGCAAACUGAGCAGUGCAAACUGUAAGGGAAUCUGGUAUAAAGACGGAUUUCAGGUACCUCCCGAUGACAGGGUGAAAAUCAUCAAAGAAGGAGCCUGUCACAAGUUGGUCAUUGAUGACUGUAAAAACGACGAUUCAGGAGUCUAUCACUUUGAGGUGGAUGGUCGUAUAUCUGAGGGAUCACUCACUGUGCAGAACCCGCCAACAUUCAACAUGGAUUCUCUGAGAGAAUUCUCUAAGCCGGUCAUUGUGAGAGCAUGUGAAACGGCUGAGUGGAAAUUGGCCUUUUCGGGUGGUGACCCAAUGAAGAUCAAGUGGAUCAAGGAGGAUGAGGAACUCCUGGAAGGCCUCAAUGUCAAGAUAGAACAGACUGACAUAAAAGCCGGCUUGUGUAUUACCGAUUGUCAAAGGAGGAACUGUGGAGAGGUCAAAAUCAAUAUAAAAAAUGACUAUGGUACAUUGGAAGCCACAUCCAGACUGAUUGUUCUUGACAAACCCACACCACCACAAAGACCUGUGGAAAUUGUGGAAACUUCUCUAACCGCCAUUGAAUUCAAAUGGAAACCCCCAAAGGAUGACGGUGGCUGUCCAGUCAAACACUACAUUUUGGAGCGCCAGCAGGUGGGGGGAAGCAAGACAUGGACAAAUGUAGGGGAGCUCCCAAAUGACCCCCUUAAAUACAGGGAUACUAAUGUAAAGCCUGGGAAAAGAUACUGUUACCACAUCAGAGCCAAGAAUGAGGAGGGAGUCAGUAAUGCGUUGGAGACAGAGGACAUCCAGGCUGGCAUAUUGUGUUACCCAGGACCCCCUUCGGCACCCAAAGUGGUCAGUGCCUUCAAGGACUGCAUCAACCUGGUUUGGUCUCCCCCUAUCAACACUGGAGGAACUGAAACUUGGGGUUACAACCUUGAGAGACGCAAGAAGGGAAGCAACUUUUGGAGCCCUGCAAACCUAGAUGGGCCUAUCAAAGACACAACGUUUGCAUUGAAAGAUGUUAUUGAGGGAGCAGCUUAUGAAUUUCGAGUGUCAGCUAUUAACAUCUCUGGUGUCGGCGAGCCCAGUCCUCCCUCUGUUAUAGUCUUUGCCAGAGAUCCCAAGAAACCCCCUGGUAAAGUCAUAGACCUUAAGCUAACCGAUUCCAGUUACACCACGUUUUCUCUGGCUUGGACUAAACCAAAGGAGGUGGAAGGGGUGGAGGAUGAGGCCAAAGGCUACUUUGUGGAGAUCAGACCAAAUGAGAGCCCAGAGUGGACUCGCUGUAACAUCAACCCCAUCAUCUCCACCUCCUUCAAUGUGAUUGGCCUGAAGGCAAUGGGAAUGUACUGGGUGAGAGUGGUCGCCACAAAUGAUGGAGGCGAGGGCGAGCCCCAAGGCUUUGAUAAUUACAUCAUCGCCAUGCCUCCUCCUGUGAGGCCACAAUUUACAGGAAAAAUGAAGAGCUUCAUGGUUGUGAGAAAGGGGAAUACUGUACGAUUCAACAUCAACUUUGAGGCCUCUCCUUUGCCAGAUAUCUAUUGGUUGAAGGACUGCGUGCCUCUGUCCAAACGUGUCACCAUCACCAACUCUGACCGAGGUUCACAGCUUCUGAUCCCCACGUCAGAGCGCUCUGAUACGGGCAUCUUUACCAUCAUUGUCAAGAACAUGGUCGGUCAGGAGACAUUCAGUGUUGAGAUCCGAGUCACAGAUGAUCCCAAGCCUCCUGGCCCGGUGGAGUUGGAACAGAAUGUUCCUGGAACAGUGACUGUGACCUGGACUCCCUCCCCAGAUGAGAAGAAGGAUGACAGGCUGCACUACGUUGUGUACAAACGUGACUCUGUCAAGCGCACCUGGAGGAUGGUCGCUGACAGCCUCUUCAACCAUAAGUUCACAGUUAUCAACAUUCUACCCGGCAGAGAGUAUAACUUCAGAGUGUUUGCUAAGAAUGACAUGGGCCUCUCAGAACCAGCUGUGUCCCCUACAUGGAGAACCACAAGGAGAAAAGAUAAGUUCAUACUGGACAUGCCAGACGUAAAGGGCUUGGAUCUUCAGUGUCCACCAUCGUUUUUACUCCGAUUGAAAAUCCGCACCGCUCCACCAGGCUACGAGUGCUACAUGAGCUGUGCUCUACGAGGGAAUCCAAAACCCCAUGUCACAUGGUACCAUAACAACGUCAGCCUCAACACCAACACCAACUACCUUAUCACCAACGUGUGUGGGGUCUGCACAAUGCUCAUAUUGAAGAUCGGACCCAAGGACAGCGGUGACUACAGUGUCAUCGCAGACAGUCCCUUGGGCAGGGCAGAGUGCUCCACCAAGCUCACAGUCAGAGAGUGAAGAGUUCACCCAGAUGAUUGAUUGGCAGCAGCUGGCAACACAAACUUAUGUAUUGAUCUAUCAUAGUCUUCAAAUAGACUAGGUGUUGUGUGUGUGUGUGUGGAGGCUCAGAUGCCCUUUUUCUUUUUUCAAAAUGGUACACUCUUAGUUUUCUAUGUGCUCACAUGUAAUGUGUCCUUCUAUUUAUUCUAGUUGUUAAAACAUUGCAAAGCAUGAAAUGAACAUGACAAACACAUAUCACUAACUUUUGUGAAAGUGUCUAUAUAAAUAUAUAUAUAUAUAAAUAAAGACAAAUCUACAUAGGCUACAUAUCUUGCAUAUGGAAAUUAGUUUAGCCUAUUCAUUUAAUUAAUAUGGGGAUUCCAUAUAAUAUUGGUAAUUAAGAGUGAUAUUAUGUGUAUUUGUCCUUCAAUUCAUUAUACAGAUGUAUCAAUCUGUUCAUAUUUGAAUCAAAUUACAUUUAAGUAAGUUACAUUUGUCAUUUAGCAGAUCCUCUUACCCAGAGUGACUUACAAGUUAAAUAAAGUUCAAGUGCUUUGCUCAAGGGCACCUCAACAGAUUUUUCACCUAGUCAGCUCGGGGAUUCAAAGCAGCGAACUCUCACUUACUGGCCCAACGGUCCUAACCGCUAGGCUAUCUGCCACCUUUCAGGCCCUUUUUCACAACACACUUGAUGUCAUGCACAGAUUGUGAGCGACUCUUGGCAGCAGUAAGAAAGCCAUCACCAUCUGCACCCAUUUAACAUAACCUAGAGUUACGUUAUUACUUCUUAACAAAAUACAAUUUUGGGUUCUCAUACACUUACAAUUAUGCUUUGAUUCUUGCUUGAACAGUCACUAAGAUUAUAUUUGGUUGUGAUCUUUGCAAAAUAACUAUUUUAGAUUCAGCAGUUGUUAGCUACAAUACUAACGGUAAUUGAGAAAGGCUGUAGCAAAGGCUAGCCAAAGAGAUAUUUUACUGGUCAAAGUUUAAGUGUUUUUUUAAAGUAUAAUGCAUUUGAUUUGUGAUGAUGACACAAACAUUAUAUUAAGCAGGACAUGCAAUCCAAUUAUAAUCCAAAAGUAGUGUGAAAUGGACUCAUGAGAAACAUGUAAAUGGAGGCCUUUUUUGCUGGUGUUCUGACAACUCCCCCGUGUUCUGCCACCAACUUGCGAGCAUCGUGUGGCAAUGUUUGCAAACACAGAAAGAGGUCUAUAAGUUUAAGUUUUAUUGUCACGUGCACAUACACCACCAUUCAUCCACCAGUGUUGGUUAACUACCAGACAGAUUUGGUGCCUAUGUGCCAGAAUCUUGCAAUCUUGCAAGGGUGUGUAUUUACAUAAUUAUUCUGAAAGAAAACAGUGCUGCCACAAAAGUAUACAUUACGGGUACAGCUAAACAGUGUUGCCUCAUCAACAGCUCAAUUAAAAUGGUGCCCCCUUGGGGAAGCCCCUCCCAUCAGCACAAACUCAUUAAUUAAUUAAACAAUCAUAAACAAGCGUACACUUUCCACUUAGCUAAACAUAUCAUGAAUUAUCUUCAUUGAACCGUUGCAAUAUAGCACAAUAUAUAAUACAUAUACACAAGCCCAUCACUACUGACAUGGUGUCUUCCAAUACGCCCAUUCACAUGAACACGCAAUUCAGAACAGGUACUACAAAUCCAGUUGAUUGCUGUAGCUCGGGUCCUUAUUCCAGCAUACCCGGAAGCUACUGUCACGGAUCCCAGGUACUGCUGCUCAUUCUGUUCACCAGUUCCGGAGGUCAACAUCACCAUCCUUCUAGGCUUCACUGAACUGGAUCAUUACCACCAGAGACAAGACCGUCUGUCUUGUCUGAUUACGCACACCUGGUUCCCAUUUCCCCUGAUUAGUAUGUUAUAAUUGUGCCCUCUGUUCCCCUUUGUCCUUGUUGGUUAUUGUUCCCAUGUCUGUUGGUCGUGUGAGUUGUUUCAGCUUUUGUGCUGCGUGUCUUGUGCAUGACGGGGUCUCGGCCUGUGUCAUUCUACGAGGUUUACCCUCGCGCUUUAGUAUGGGUACAUCUCAGUGUUUUGUAAAAGUGCUAGUUUUGGGUAUAUUAAAAAAAACAUGUAU
Oncorhynchus gorbuscha (pink salmon) is the source of this 6970-nucleotide messenger RNA. RefSeq names its product immunoglobulin-like and fibronectin type III domain-containing protein 1. NCBI's taxonomy places the organism in Eukaryota, Metazoa, Chordata, Actinopteri, Salmoniformes, Salmonidae. The record is from RefSeq and is a predicted model, not a curated record. The coding region runs from base 43 to 4899 and encodes 1618 amino acids. Gene Ontology annotation, molecular function: protein binding. The transcript has 30 exons.